Molecule: messenger RNA, 2504 nt
Organism: Syngnathus typhle (broad-nosed pipefish)
Lineage: Eukaryota; Metazoa; Chordata; Actinopteri; Syngnathiformes; Syngnathidae
Gene: akap8l
Product: A kinase (PRKA) anchor protein 8-like
Exons: 13
Coding region: 110-2098 (662 amino acids)
Cellular component (GO): nucleus
Molecular function (GO): DNA binding
Source: RefSeq, a predicted model, not a curated record
CCCCUCGGGCUGUGUAAGAAAGUGACGUCAUUGUAAAUACAUCUGCGUCUCCGCGUCUUGUACAACAGCAGGCGCCUUUCGGCCUACUUUCAAAAAAACAUAAAAUACAAUGGAAGGAAGGAAUUACGGCUCAGGUUUUUCCAAUUGGGGUGCUGGAGGGUCUGGCAACAGAGGUUCAGGGAACUUUGAUUUAUUUGGUGGGAAUUAUAAGAAUUCCAUGUCUGGGUUCGGGGGCUACGGAGGCGGCAACUCCAAGAGAGGCCCCUCUGGGUCAUCCAUGCUCCAGCAAAAUGCGGAUGAAGUCAUUGCCAAGAUUAAUCAACGCUUGGACAUGCUCACUCAGUUGGAAGGGGGGAUGAAGAGCCGAGGUGACAGGUUUGGCCAGUUCGAUUCUUUCGACUCGCUCUCCUCAUCCUCCUCCCGAGAUCUCUACAGAUCCGGUGGCAGUAGCUAUGGCUGUGAUGAUGGCCGUGGUGACAACAUGCUGUUGGGCCAGCGAGGAGGCUCGGGCUUCGGGGGGGGCGUGGGGCAAGGAGGGGGAUGCGGCUUCAACAGCCUCUCCUCUUCCUUUGGAGUCGCUAAAAUGCGACAGAAUAUGAGGGAGUCCUUCACCGGUGGCUCAGGCGGGGGAGGAUGGGCCGGAGCAGGCCGUCGUUCUCCCAGAAGGGGCGGAGGUGCUAGGGGUCGAGGAUCUGGCGGAGGGUUUGGGAGCUACAGGUCAGACCCCAUGUCAUUUGGUGGAGGUGGCCGGGGAAGCGGUCACUCCCCAGGGGGCGGUCGAGGCAAGCUCCCAUCCCUGCUGUCCAACCACAUGUACUCAGAGAGGGGAGGUUUCCACCAAGGUCCCUCCCAAGGGCCCCACGACUUUCCCGGGAGGCAUUUUGGCGGGGGCCCACGGGCCGGCCGCCAGCGAGGCCGCAAGAGACCCCUCAACAAACAGGUAAGACCACCAAAUGAAGUCCAGAAGAAGAGAAAGCAAAUGGUCAUUCCUGAAGAUGAGCCGGAACCUAAACUGAUUAAGAGCGAAAGCGCAGAUUUGGCCGCUUCUCGGGAAGACAAAAAUGGCGACAACAGCGGCGUGGCAACAACUGCAGCUGCGGAGAUUACCGAAGGAAGUUCAGGUUCGACGAAACAAGACGAAGGCAGCGAGAAGGCGGUGGCACGGGGCAAACCGCCUCCCCCCCGGCCCCCGACCAAGUCUGCAAAAGCUAAAAAGAAGAGGAGCUUCCAGGAUAGGGUGAUGUUUGCCUGCUCAGUGUGCAAAUUCAAAUCAUUCUACAAGGAUGAUAUGGAACGUCAUCUGGAGAGUCGCUUCCACAAGGACCACUUCAAGUUCCUCUCCAGCCAACUGUCCAAGCCGACCACCGACUUCCUACAGGAGUACUUGCUGAACAAGUUCCAGAAAAUGGACCAAAUCGUCAGCAAGAUAGAACACCACAGUGAUGCCAUCUGCCAGGCGUACAGAGAUCAGGACCUCACCAAAGAUCUUGGCAUGGAGCACUUCAUGAAGAAAGUUGAAGCGGCGCACUGCAGCGCAUGUGACAUCUUCAUUCCCAUGGAGCUUCACCUGAUUCAAAAACACAUCAAAACCCCUGACCAUAACUACAAUCGCAAGGGAAUGAUGGAGCAGUCUAAGAAAUCCAGCCUGUCAGUUGCACGCAGCAUCCUGAACCACAAAGUGAUUGGAAAGAAACUGGAGAGCUACCUCAAGGGAGAAAAUCCAUUUACGGGUAACCCCGAAGGCCAGGACGCAUCCGAGUCCAGGGCGAUGGACGACGCUACAGAGGAGCAGAAGUGUGUCGCUGCCGAGGAAGAUCCCGAGACCCGGCAGGAAACCGAAGUGGAAGAAGCCAAGGAAAUAAAGAUGGUUGAGGCGGAGGAGGUGAAGGAGGAGGAGGGUACUAUCUUGGAGGUGCAGGAGGACCAGGAGCACCAGGAUGACGACGGGGCAGAAGGGGAAGAGGGCUUUGAAAUCGGAGAGGAUGAAGAUGACGAAGAGGGAUACGUGGUUCACGAUGAAUUUGAGGAGGAUGAGGAGGAUGAGGAGGGAGCAGAGGUGGCUGCUGCUGUUGUUGAAGACGACGAGCACAAAGAGUGAACUUUUCUCCUUGGCGAAUGGAAUAUACUAAUAAGAGAACAAACUCGUAUGUAACCUUUACAUUUUUUUUUUUCCAUUUUAUUCCACUCAAAAUGUCCGUGUUCAUACUUUGUGGCAAUAUCUGAAAUGCAUUUGAAACAUGGCAGGUUUAUAGCAAUCUGAAAAAAAGAACUUGUUUUUAACCUAAAGUGUUUUGGUGCCUUUUUUGUUCAAGUUGGUUAAUUUACAUUAUUUGGUUAGGUGAAAACAAUUUUGUCAGUCUACAAAUAGUGAAACUUUUUUAUUCAACUGUCAGCUGAGGAGUGGAUUGUUUUGGUUGACUUAAAGCAGGUGCGAAAAGAACAAUUGUUUCUUUGCUAUUAUUGUAACUUUGACAAUGUUGUGAAUAAACUCAAAUAAAACAGCA